UCCAGACACUUCAAAGUUGCAUUUGUAGUUUUGGAAAAUAAAUAGAAUUAUUUCACUUUGUCUUGUUUUGAAUAUUUUUCAUUUUUCAUUUGAUCAUGUGGCUUUAUAACACAUACAUUGUUACACCACGUGUGAAUUCAAAGUAAAGAUAACUGCGAUGAUGUCGUGGGAAAAUAUGACAUCAUAACAUUCUAUUAGGAUCAAAGCCUUUGAUGUGUGAGGAUUCUUUCACUGAGUGUGUAGACAGAAGCUUUCACAUACAUAUUAUUGUUGGCUUUUCUCUGCAAUAUUGUGCACCAAAAGUGCCUUGAGACAAUGUAUGUUGUGAUUUGGCGCGAUACGAAUAAAAUUGAAUUGACCUGAAUUCAGUCCAGAUCCCUCAUACCGUCAAGAGCUGCAACAACUGAGACAAUUUCAACAACUUAGAUGAAGAUGUUUCAUUGUUUUUCUUGCAACGGAAAGAAAUCCACAAAUGUUGUGGACGUGGUAGUAAGCAAGAGACGAUCAGCAUAUCAGCACAUCAACCGCUCUCGGCAGAGUGUCUCCGCCGCUCCAGCUGCCACCAGCAAGCAAGAGGAAAGGACUUCGAGGCUCUGUGUAAUCUUCCGUUGGCCUUCUAAAAGGGAAAGUCAUCCUCAACAGGAGAGGCAAAGGGUCGGCACUUCAGGCGGCAAAGCCCAUGAGACGUCCAGGUGCAAGAAACCACAUUGGUGUUUCAAGGGUACAUGUCGGGUCACACCAGUCUCGGAAAAAACACCCACCCCGUGCCAAGACCAAAAGAGGGAGGAAGACACAAAAAAAGAAGAAGCGCCCCCCAGAAAGAGCCCGCCCAUCACCUGGGUCUCCCCCAAUAGAUUUAGGGUCUCGCUCGUCCCCGAAGAAAGGAGCCCCGAGGAGAAAGUGCCGCCCAGGAAUAACCGCAGAUACCUAAAUUGUUGCGGGUUCCCCAACCCCGUACAGAACUGCUACAUCAACUCCUGCCUGCAGAGUCUCCUCACACUGGAGGACUUUGUCACAGACAUCCGACGUCAGGAGCACGUUUGGAGUGCAAUCCCCGAGGCGACGCUCAUGAAAUCAUUUAUGGACAUCGCCGCAUCUCACUUCUCCAAGGAUUACUUUCAUAAAAUCAGCCUCCUCGUUGCGUUCAAGAGGGCGGUGUCGACGUGGAAUCCGCUGUUCGGAGAUCACUGCCAGAAGGACGCCCACGAGUUCCUCAUCUCUGUGCUGGCGCAGAUGCGGUCUCUGGUCCCACGGCUGCAGGAGCGAGCCGCCGCGAUGGGCGGGGCCUAUGUCUGUCCCGUGGAGAGUCACCUGGUGUUCAGGAUGCGAAACACCAGGACGUGCAAGAGUUGCGGUGCAGGAUCCGCGGUCGAGGAACAAUUUACAAACUUGUCCCUGGACCUGCUGCCUGGAAGUGGAGUAGCGCAGAUGCUUGAAGAUUACCAGGCAGGGUCGGAUUUGGAGUAUAGGUGCUCGUGCGGCACCAACACGUCCCGCCGGUGCUCAUCGUUCGUCAGCCUGCCAAGAGUGCUGGUCUUACACCUGAAGCGCUUCAGCUUUGCUCAGUACCUCGAGUUGAAAAAGGUCCACGACCCCGUCGCGCUCCCCGGGGAGCUGGUGGUGCCCUCCAGCCAGGGCCUCGGCGGCUUCCGUCUGGUCAGCAUCAUUAGUCACAUGGGCACCACAGCAAUAAGUGGACACUACGUCUGCGACGGGGUGGAUCCGGGCCUGGGACAAGUUGACCCGACGGACUGCUGGCUCACCUACAACGACGCGAUGGUCACGAAAAGGAGCGGCGCCACGCUGUGUCGCGAUCGGCAAACAACAGCGUACAUUUUGUUUUACCAGAGACGGAAAUCCGCCCCACCAGAAAACCCACCGGCAGGGAGCUGACCACGCCGGCUGUCGUCAGGCCUAGACAACCUGCCCAGAACAUCUAGUGUUUGAGACGCACAGAUCCCACCAGCACCAGAGGGGGCGAUGGAGGAUGACCAUGUCUGAUGAGCAUGUACCGAGGCCAGGAGCAGCACCAUGCCCUGCGGCCCCCCGGAGGAUGGGCCACGCCCACCCCCCCUCAGAGAGCCGGGUUCCUCCCAAGGUCUCCUCCUCUCACCACUGUCUGUGGAGAUUCCCGUUCAUCCAGGGACAUAGUCGUCCGAAAGGGUGCGGAAUCGGGAGCAACUGGACUCGGUCGCAGUGUCUUGAAGACGUUCCUCCCCUUCAUCCAGGAGGCUUCUUCACUUCCAACGAAGUUGUGGUGAAUCCCAGAUGUGCAACGGUCCCACUCACCUCUGGGACCACAGCUACUGGAGGAGAGAGUCGGGCAGGAGCCCAGACAAGAACGGAAAGGCCGACACUUUCUCUUCUCCCGCUGUCUGGGAUUUAGACAAUAAAGUAUGUUUCCUGCUUCAUGAGCUUGUGCUCAGUUGAAAUAUGAUUUGGGACAUUGUUUUUUAUUUAGUGCUUCACUUACUACUUUUCAAAUGAAUAUAAAAGUAAUGGCCAGAACCUCUGUGAAUUUUGUUUAGCACAAUAACACAAAAAGAAACCUGUGCAGGUGACAUUUAGAAAAACCUCGAGGCUCAUAAAAGCAAUCUCACCUAGACAUGCAUUACAAGAAAAUACAAAAGUCUACAAAAGAUAUUAUACACAAUACUAGUUUUCCUACGGGUUUGUUCAAUGUUUUAAACCCUUUGUCAGUUUUGGUACAUUUAAAGUGUUCUUUCCCAAAUCAUGUGGGCUCUUCCAAAUUUUGUUUUAUCCAUAAUUUUUUCUUCUAAAAAUAUGCAAUGCUCAACCAUUACCUAGAAAAAAAAGCCAGUACAAUAACAGCAGAAUUAAGUAGUUUCUUUUUUGUCACUCCUGUCUGCCAGUAGGAGACCUAGCCCCCAUCCCUCCCCUGGAAUGGUUUUUUUAAGCAGGGCAGCUAGGCCUUGGCCAAUCACAAGCAGCUCUAAGGAAUGAAGUAAUAUCUUAAAAUCAAAAGAGGAAAUGUGAAAAUUAAAUACUGAAAAGGAGAUAGUCAUUAAGAAGUUAAUUACCUGCUAUUAUUUCACCUCAUGUUGGGCGACUGUAGCAUAGUCGACAUGUGCUGAACACCACUGCCCCCAAGUGACUGAACUGAGUAGAGCAGCUACAUCAAAUUAAAGCACAUUUCAUCUUUUAAAGUGUGAACAAUUGACAAUUUGAAUGUUUACUGGUGGCUUAAAACAAAGCCUCUCGAAUUGUUUCCAUCUAAAACUACAUCAAUCAUCAAUGACACAAUCAUCUACAUUGCUCCAUUUAAACUGUUGAUACUAAGUGAAACAGACCCUCUGCUCUGUGAAAUGAAUAAAAGAGGAAACAAAAGUGCAGUCAAAGAACAAAAUUUAUUUUGGAUAUUUUGACAAAAGGCACAGAGCUUCAACAAUGGAAUGCAUCUCUUUUUUUUGUUUAAUACUCUUCUCCUUCAUCAUCAUCAUCAUCUCCCAAACUGUCAGUUCCAACCUCCUCGUAAUCCUUCUCCAGAGCCGCCAUGUCCUCCCUGGCCUCGGAGAACUCCCCCUCCUCCAUACCCUCGCCCA
Messenger RNA from Scophthalmus maximus (turbot), 3563 nucleotides. Its product is annotated as ubiquitin carboxyl-terminal hydrolase 37-like. Gene Ontology annotation, cellular component: cytosol; nucleus. The coding region runs from base 427 to 1893 and encodes 488 amino acids. NCBI's taxonomy places the organism in Eukaryota, Metazoa, Chordata, Actinopteri, Pleuronectiformes, Scophthalmidae. The record is from RefSeq and is a predicted model, not a curated record. Gene Ontology annotation, molecular function: cysteine-type deubiquitinase activity; cysteine-type endopeptidase activity. Gene Ontology annotation, biological process: protein deubiquitination; G1/S transition of mitotic cell cycle. The transcript is spliced from 17 exons.